CGCUUCCCUCGAUGGGUCGCUUGGAGGCCCAAACCCUCGCUUCCCGUCGAGGGCCGUGCGCUCCUCCACUUCCCCCGCCGGAGAGUCGUCCUCCCGCCGACGCUAGUCGCCGUCGGUUGCCGCGCAGGCACCCGGAUCGUCGCCGCGGGAGGGGUGAAUCCGAUGGCUCCCGCAACCUUGGCGUCGUGAGGGAGAGGAAGGGGGUGCAGAAGAAUGUAGGCAUCGCGACGCUGGGGAAUCUGUGCGUCGACGUGGUUCUCGACGUCCCCAGGUUGCCUCCGGCCUCCACGGCGGAGCACCGGGCGUACAUGGAGCGGUGGCGGCUUCUCCUCCGGAUAAGAAAUUUUGGGAAGCUGGUGGUAACUGCAACUUGACCAUAGCUGCAUCAAGGCUAGGACUGUCAUGUUUCACCCUUGGUCAUGUUGGUGAUGAAAUCUACGGGAAUUUUCUUCUUGAUGUGCUUUGGAAUGAAAACAUUAGAUAUGUUGGAAUGAAAUAUCGACGACACUGCCAGCAUUGCAGCCUAUGAAACCCUUCUAUGCUGGGUUUUGGUUGAUCCAUUUCAAAAGCAUAGAUUUUGGAGGUCGAGUCAGUAACAGGGAUCAAGAACCCAAUUCAGGCAGGACAGGAAUUGAUUAGUAGAGGGGAACAAACAAAAUGGGUCAUCAUCAAAUUGGGUUCUAUGGGAUCUAUUCUGAUCAACAGUUCCACUGUCAUGCGCACCCUCAUUCAAGAUUAAUGUUGUUGAUACUGUGGGUUGUGGAGAUAGUUUUGCGGCUGCCAUAGCCUUCGGCUUUCUUCAUCACAUGCCUGCAGUUAACACACUAGCAAGCGCUUGCGAAUGCAACCGGUUGCGAAGCUGGUCAAAAUGAUGCUCACUUGAACAAAGUUCUAGAACUUCUGAAGCAAGCAAAUGUUGGACAUAAAGAUCGUUUUGUUCGGAGGGCCCUCACAAAGAGUUUCAUACUGGUGCUAACCCUUAAAACCAGAUCAUCUCUACGAUGAUUUUAUUGUCCACUUGAAAGGAUUACUUUGAGAUGUUUCUUUUUUUUUUUUUUUUUUGGAACAUGAGUCACUUAAAACUUAGCACUGGAAUUUCUUUGGUUCAUCUCAAUGAACAAUUGUAUAGUUUUGACAAUGAUUUUAUUGUCUGUUUUCAGAGUGUGGUA
This is a messenger RNA of Musa acuminata AAA Group (dessert banana), 1169 nucleotides long. RefSeq lists its product as uncharacterized. The transcript has 4 exons. The record is from RefSeq and is a predicted model, not a curated record. The coding region runs from base 12 to 374 and encodes 120 amino acids. Lineage: Eukaryota; Viridiplantae; Streptophyta; Magnoliopsida; Zingiberales; Musaceae.